UAGAUCAGUAUUCGGCAAAUCAGCCGUAGAGUCGAAUAACCGGCCAGGGGUAAUCGUGUUGGUGAGGUUGAGUGCAGGCGACAAGGGAAAGAUGCCAGACACUAUUAAAAGGGAGUUUGGUUCAUAUCAGCCUUAAAAAGGAAUUGGCCACCAUGUCAAAUUUACUAUGCCUGCAACUGUGGAAGGAGGUGCAGCUGCACCUGGAUGAUGUGAUCAGCAAGGAGCUGGCGGCAGCCGGCGCCAAGCCCGAGCACAACAAGUCUCUGGCGCUAGAGGUGGUGCUGGGUCUGUACCUGCGCCAUCUGCUCGUCUUCCGCCGGCUGAUGCUCUGCUACGACCAGACGGUGCACCCCCAGAAGCGGCUCGUCAUGCGCAAGAGCCUGGACGCCGUGAUGGGCCGGAUGGCUGAGCUGAAGCAAGAACUGACAAAUAUCGAGCUUUCCGAGUUUCACUUUUUUGACGACCUCCAAGUGGACUACAAACUGCUUCCUCACGACACGGAUCUGCCUAUCCCACCGUUCUUUCGACUGGAACGGAAGGACACGCUAGCCGGCAUCAAUGAAAUCAUCAGCGAUGCCCUCAAGAAGCUGGGAGCCAUCAAGUCGGAGGAGAAGGUGGUGACCCAGCUGAGUCGGGAGGAGGCCGUGCGGCUGGUGCAGCGUCAGGAGCGUGCCCGCCAGGGCCGACACCGCGCCCGCUUCAUGCAGGAGAUCCACCGUCAGGAGAUGCGUGAGAAAACCAAGGGCAAGUACGUGGCGACCAUGUCGGACGAGCAGGCGGCACUACGGAUUCAAACCGUGUGGAGAGGGUUUGCUGCCAAACGCCAUGUGAAGGAGAUGAGAGAGGAGGAGAUGGUAUUCAUUGGUAUGGCGCCGCCUCCACGACCGUCGCCGCCGCCACAGCAGCGGCUGGCCGAGGUGGAGUCUGCCCGGCGCGAGGUGCAGGCACGUCACGAGCAGCAGUACCAGGAGGCGCUGGUCACCGUCAAGGAGGAGCUGCGCCGCCUGCAGGCCGUCCAGAUGCGAGAGGACAUGCAGGACCAGAUCCGGGCCUGGAUGGUCAAGGAGUGGGAGGAUCAUGGUGAAUUUCCUGAUCUGCCCAAGGAAGAGGAGGGUGGCUCCGCCGCCAUAUUUGAUCCCGAUUUUGUGCCGCCUCCGAAACCAGCAAAGGAGGAGAAAAAGGGCAAGGGCAAGAAGGACAAGAAAGAUAAAAACAAAAAGAAGGAGGGGAAGAAGAAGAAGAAGAAGGGUGACGAAGAUGAGGGUUUCAUCAUGCAGCCGUCUAAGUUCGUACCCGCCAUCAUAGAGGCCUGCAAUGAGUACAACGAACACUGGAAGCACAAAGAUGAGAAAAACAACUUUGAACAGAAUUUCGACAGUGAGAUUGUGCGCAAGGACAAACUUCAUGAGCUGGAGACCGAAGUGAGAAAGGACGUGGAUGAGGUGAUGAGGGAUGAGCUGGAACGCCUGAAGGAAGCGUUGGAAAGAGACAGGGGAAAAAAGGGCCGCAAGAAGAAGAAGAAGAAAGGGAAAAAGAAGAGAAAGAAAGGAGGCAAGAAGGGAAAGAAAAAGAAAGGAAAGGAUCUGACACCGGACAGAAGCCUUGAGUCAUUAGUCGAGGAAUUGGUGGAGAACAAUGUGAUGAAGCUGAUUCCGGAAAAGAGGAUGGCUGACUUCAUGGGGUACCCUGCACUGACCGGCUCGCUGCAGCGACUCAAACACGAGGAGGCACGUCCGCAGCUGGGCGACGUCCGGCGGGUACUCACAGAGUACUGCGUGAUGCCCAUGGGCUGUCCGGCGGUGCACGAGACGGCGCCGCUGGUCAAGUCCGUGCUGAUCGCCGGGCCGCCGGGCUCCGGCAAGAAGCACCUGGUGCACGCCAUCUGCGCCGAGUCGGGCGCCGUGCUGUUCGACUUGACGGCAGCCAGCAUCGCCGGGCGGUACCCGGGCAAGGCCGGACUCACUAUGCUCAUGCACCUCGUCAACAAGGUGGGCCGCCUCCUGCAGCCGGCGGUCAUCUGGAUCGACCGAGCCGAGCGCACCUUCGUCAAGAAAGUGCCCAAGACGGACAAGACGGAGCCCAAGCGGCUCAAGAAGGAGCUGCCCAAGUUCCUGAAGGCGCUGACGCCGCUGGACCGUCUGGUGCUGGUCGGCACCAGCGAGUCUCCUUGGGACGCCGACCAGAAGGCACUGGGCCAGGCGUAUCAUCGCGUGGUGCUGCUGCCUGCGCUAGACUACGCCAGCCGGCUUCAGCUGCUGACCCGGACGGUAGCGGUGCCGGGUGUGCCGCGCCACCCCAGCCUCGACCUGAGCACGCUCACCAAGCUGACGGACGGCUUCACGGCCGGACACUGCCUGGACAUGGUUCAGCAGGUGGUCACCGAGAAGCGUAUUGUGAAGCUGAGGAAGCGGCCGCUCAAGACGGCCGAGUUCAUCCCCGUGCUCUCCACCCUGCAGCCCGUCAUGAGGGAGCAGCAGCAGAUGUACUACACGUGGCUGACCAAGACGCCGCUGGGCAAGAAGCGGGCCAGAAUGUUGGAGGCCGAGGCCGAGGAGGCCACCAAGAAGAAGGCGGCCGUGCGGAGGUGAUGUCGGUGACGCUGAGCGGCCAUGGCCCGGUCGGGCCCGGCGCUGGAGCGGUGGCAGCGGUGGGCGGCGCCCUGGGUCAAGACAGAGCGUCUUUUAUAUAUAAUAUUGUCAAGUUUCUAGUCAAAUUGUGAUUUUGUGCCGGCACUUUCUCGUCAGUUGUCAAACGUCUCCUCAAGCGGCAGACCCAUGCUGUAGCCAUCGUAGCAUCACGCAGCAUUCUCAAAGCACUCGGGAGUUGAUGACCACUCAAGACAGGUGGCUAAAUGUCCGUAGAGAGUAGACACUAGCACUAAAAGCGCCUGAAAAGCAUGCAUCGGCGCAGCAUACUUCGGUAGCGAAUAGGUCAGAAGUUUGCGAAGCUGUCGUUGACGAAAGCAUUCGUCCGUAGUAUCCGCCGCCCCUUUCUUUCCGUUUGUAGGUGCGUUGUCUGAUAAGUACUUACUUACAUAGAUAGGUAGAGACAUACACAUAUUUCCAUAGAUAAAGAUAAGUGUCCUGCCCGCAGGAGUUUUGCGAAUGCAACCGCCAUCCAAUAAAAGUGUUGACCGAGCGAGACCGCGGCGGCUUUGUCGACAUAAGUGACGUUAUCAAUCAUUGCGAACCCGCCAGUGAAACGCCGCGUCGCGACAGCGCAUUCGUAUUCAGAAGACAGUUCAGCAGGCUGGCCAAGCAUUGCGCUGGCCGCCUUGGCAUCAGCUAAAUCGCCUCUAGAUCGACCCGGCACACGCGACCGUAAACAACUAGUUGUGUUGCCUCAUUAGUACGCCGGUGGCGGGUGCUCAACGCUUCCAGAACUUCUGAUAGCGGCUCGCGUCGAAGCUGUCGUCCACGUCCUCCUCCAUGGUGACCUUCUGUCGCGGCUUGCGCCGCUGCAGUCGCAACAGUCUCUGCUGCUCCGACAGCGUGCUGACGUCCAGCGGCAG
Molecule: messenger RNA, 3511 nt
Organism: Pollicipes pollicipes
Lineage: Eukaryota; Metazoa; Arthropoda; Thecostraca; Pollicipedomorpha; Pollicipedidae
Product: dynein regulatory complex protein 11
Exons: 17
Coding region: 153-2588 (811 amino acids)
Molecular function (GO): ATP binding; ATP hydrolysis activity
Source: RefSeq, a predicted model, not a curated record